GGAGGGACAGGAAAAUGCCUUUCUCUGUGGGAGACAUUAGCCCUGUGAUCUCAUGAAUAUAUUACACAGAGGAUCAUUGAGCAAUGAGGAAGGUGCGCGGCGCUGCCAGGUUGUGGCCUCAGAUAGCUUGUUAUGGUGAUUUUAACCACCUCGCCGGCCGCUUGUGACCACACCAGCAGUUCACAAUAAACCCUGCCUGGAUUUAACGCCGCUCGUGUUGUGGUAAUUUGCGGGGAAUGUGAUUUUUUUCUUUCUUUUUUCCUUUUUUUUUUUUAAAGCCCCAGCUGUGCUCGAUAAAGCGGUCAUCCAGCAGCCGCGUCUUGCUAGUAGCCUCGACUGCGACACUACCAGCGGCGGCUAGCGGCUAAGCUAACCGUCUCCAGACCGACCGAGCGAGCGAGCGGGCGGCUUCAACCGGCCGGGCGGCACACGACGCGAGCAAGGGCUGCCACUUCAGGACAGUGGGGGCUCUCGAAUGAUCCCCCCGUUCAUCCGAUGAACCCCCUCAACUCCAUGAAACCCUCCCUGCCUCCCACUCCACAAAGCAGCGACGGCCCCUUCCUCAAUGAGCCAGUCUCCUGGCAACCAGGAACCAAUCAGCACGCGGGAUCUCUCUCUGUAGUAACCACAGUGUGGGGCGUGACCAAUCCCACACACAGCCAGGUGUUUGGUGGACACAUGGGCCCCGGCGAGAGCUCCGGCGGUCACAUGAUGCCCGGCGGCAGCCCCGGCAUGGGCCCCGGCAUGGGGUCCCAGUUCAUGGGCCAGCAGUCGUACGGAGACGCCGUGUCCAAGGGCUACGGCCAGCCGGUCAUGUACGGGCGACCCAGCGCCGGCUACAACCCCGCCCCGGCCUACGGCGGAAGUUACUCCGGUAACAGCGGAGGUGCCGGCCUGGGCGUCCGCCCGCCCUCCGACUUCACCCAGGCCGCCGCCGCCGCCGUGGCGGCCGCCGCUGCCACGGCAACCGCCACCGCCACGGCAACCGUCGCCGCCAUCCAGGAGAAGCAGAACCAGGAGCUGAGCUACGGCCAGAUGGGCGGAGCUUACUCCUACAGCACCCAGUUCCUCCACUCGGGCCCCCGCGGCCCCCCGGGGAUGAACCCCGGCGGGAUGGUCCCCUCCCGGCCCGGCCCGCCCCCUCGCGGCGGCAUGUACCCCACCCACCCGGCGCAGCAGCGGAUGCCCAGCACGGCGGCUACCCGGGGGGGCAGGCAGGGCCUGAAGCGGCCCUUCCACUCGGAGGGUUUCCCCGGGCAGCAGUACGGCUCCGGGGGGAUGUCGGGGUACCCCAGCCAGCCCCUGCAGUACCCCGCCGGCCCCCAGCAGCGCUGCGCCCCCUCGCCCUCCUACCCGUCCGGCCGGAUGCCCCACAUGGGGCAGUACGGCGCCGCCUCGCACAACCCGGCCCAGUUCCCGCCCGGCGCCGGCCAGCCCAACCCCCCGCAGUACUACAAGUCGGAGCCUUUCAACGGCCAGGGCAGCCUGCCCCCUGCAGGCACGGGGGGGUACAACGCCUUCACGCAGGCGGCGGUCAGCGGGCCAGGCCGGGGCGGGGUGAUGCGGUACCCCAGCUCGCCCAUGGGAGGAAACCACCCCCCGAUGACCCCCGGGACGGCCAUGCCUCCGUACCUGUCCCCCGGCCAGGACAGCAAACCGCCGUACCUCCCGCCGGACACCAAGCCCAGCAUGAACACCCAGCCGCCCUCCACAGGAAACCCGAGCGACGACCUCCGCCUGACCUUCCCGGUACGAGACGGCGUGGUGUUGGAGCCGUUCAGGCUGGAGCACAACCUGGCCGUCAGCAACCACGCCUUCCAGCUCCGGGACUCCGUCUACAAGACGCUCAUGAUGAGGCCGGACCUGGAGCUGCAGUUCAAGUGUUACCACCACGAGGACAGGCAGAUGAACACUAACUGGCCGGCGUCCGUGCAGGUCAGCGUGAACGCGACUCCUUUAUCCAUCGAACGAGGCGACAACAAGACGUCCCACAAGCCCCUGUACCUGAAGCAAGUGUGCCAGCCGGGGCGCAACACGGUGCAGAUCACCGUGACGGCCUGCUGCUGUUCGCACCUGUUCGUGCUGCAGCUGGUGCACCGGCCGUCCGUCCGGUCCGUCCUGCAGGGGCUGAUGAAGAAGAGGCUGCUGCCGGCCGAGCACUGCAUCACCAAGAUCAAGAGAAACUUCAGCAGCGGGACCAUCCCCGGCACCCCGGGCCUGAACGGAGAGGACGGCGUGGAGCAGACGGCCAUCAAAGUUUCACUCAAGUGUCCCAUCACAUUCAGACGGAUCCAGCUGCCGGCCCGAGGACACGACUGCCGGCACAUACAGUGCUUCGACCUGGAGUCCUACCUGCAGCUGAACUGUGAACGAGGGACCUGGCGGUGUCCCGUGUGCAAUAAAACGGCCCUGCUGGAGGGUCUGGAGGUGGACCAGUACAUGCUCGGGAUUCUCGUCUACAUCCAGAACUCUGACUACGAGGAGAUCACCAUCGACCCGGUGUGCGGCUGGAGGCCGGUGCCCGUCAAGCCCGACCUCCACAUCAAGGAGGAGCCCGACGGGCCCGUCCUGAAGCGCUGCCGCACCGUCAGCCCGAGUCACAUGGUGCUGCCCAACGUCAUGGAGAUGAUCGCCGCCCUGGGCCCGGCGUCGUCGCCCUACCAGAGUCUGACGGGCGGGGGCAGGAACACCCCCGACUACAGCCGGCCAGGAAGUCAGGGCUUCUCCGGCCAGGCGGGCUUCAGCGACUUCCCCAACACUCCCGGGACCCCCACGCUGGGGGAGUACGCCCCGUCCGGACCCCCGCCGCCGCCGCCUCCAGCCGCCACUCAGUCCCAGCUCCCCUACCAGCCCGACCAGGCGGCUCACCCCGGCCGGAUCGAUCACUCCCACAGCCUCCUCCAGCAGCACGCCUCGGGCAUCCACAGUAACCAAAACCUGGCCGACUCCGGCAGCCCGCUGCCGCCGCCGCCACAGCGCGGCGCCGCCUCCGCCGCCCAGAACUCCCGGCUGCAGGGCGGCGACUCCUUCGGCCUGGGCGGCCCGGGAGCGCCCGGAGGAGAGGGAGCCGACCACGCGCUCGACCUUCUCCCCGAGCUGACCAACCCGGACGAGCUGCUGUCGUACCUCGGCCCCCCCGACCUCCCCAACAACAGCAGCGACGACCUGCUGUCGCUGUUCGAGAACAACUGAGAAGAAACCGUCAACGUUCCAGCCUCCGUUUGCACCCUCUACCUGUGUGUGUGUGUGUAUGAGAUGGUGUGUGUGCGUGUGUUUUUUGUUUUUUUUGUGUGUGUGUGUGAGAGAGAGAGAGAGAGAGGUGUCCUGCUGUGCUUUCUUUCAGUAGAGUGUUAGAGGUGAAGGGAGAAGCACUGACUGUGAGUAUGAAGAGAAGCGAACAGGCGCCCAAACCUGCAGACCAGCAUUUUAAACUAUAGCACAAGUCCCAGGCUGGAGGAGCGACGCCGUUUAGACAUGGCUGAAAAACAACAACAGCAGGACAGUCGGCCGGUGGGAGAUUCCCGCUUUUGAGUCGGGGCGUUCCGAGAGGCGGUAGCAGACGAAUGAAGAACUAACGCACGGCGACGGACAAGCUGUAAUCUGUCGCCGCGGUUUCCCGACCUGGAGGGGGCGCUGGAGGUCACACAGGAAGCGGAGGCUCUGCACAUGUCACAAUAAAGCGUGUUUUGAAGCCUCCCGUCUCCGAAGCGUUGUGUUCAGUCGAGUGUUCCUCUCUCCCCCCCCCCCCGUCGGAUUGUUCAGGCCGCCUGCAUUCGUGGGAUGCUCCGCUCUGCUGCUCAUCCCUCGAAUGCAGAUUAUUUUCCAAACAUGACACUAUUUAAAUUUAAAAAAUGAGGCAAACGUCGGAUCUGAAAUCCUCACUUCCCCACCUGAAAACUACAGCGUCCGGCGGUUUGAACUGUCCAGAAAACACUACUGCAGAUGUUGACUGACGUCACAUGACCCCCCUGAGAAUUUCCGUUCCCAAGGCAUUCUUUGCCCCGCCCCCUCCACACACACUCGCUCAAAAGUCGGAAUUUCCCACUGACUCAACGCAUCGGAACUGCAGUGAUUCCCAAACUUUUUUUUUUUGCAACUUUAAACAUUUUGUCCCCAAAACUAUUUUUAAAUCAAGAAUCUCUUCAUCAGCAAAAAAAAAAAAAAAAAA
Molecule: messenger RNA, 4168 nt
Organism: Salarias fasciatus (jewelled blenny)
Lineage: Eukaryota; Metazoa; Chordata; Actinopteri; Blenniiformes; Blenniidae
Product: zinc finger MIZ domain-containing protein 2-like
Biological process (GO): protein sumoylation; regulation of transcription by RNA polymerase II
Cellular component (GO): chromatin
Molecular function (GO): zinc ion binding; SUMO ligase activity
Source: RefSeq, a predicted model, not a curated record